Sphaeroforma arctica JP610 is the source of this 555-nucleotide messenger RNA. RefSeq lists its product as hypothetical. The coding region runs from base 1 to 336 and encodes 111 amino acids. Lineage: Eukaryota; Ichthyosporea; Ichthyophonida. Gene Ontology annotation, cellular component: membrane. The transcript has 4 exons. The record is from RefSeq and is a predicted model, not a curated record.
AUGGCACGCGCAGAUCCGGCUACAAUAGUGCUGAUGAGUACCAUGCUUUUCCAGCUGUUGAUUGGGACGGGUAGGAGAGCCAAAGCAGCGAUGGACAACAACUUAGAGGGCUGUGUGUUCUUGUACGGUGCGGUAUUGGGCUCAGUCGCCAUCCGAGGGCCUCAGGAUGGCUCGUGGCUUGUCGCUGGUCUCUGCAUCUCGCUGUGCAUCAUUCGGUUAUUCCAUCUAUACUUUUAUCUGAGUGGUCUGUCGACGAAACGCUCUAUCACGUACACGUUCACAGGUCCCGUUGUCAUCGCCAUGAUGAUUGUCAACGUAGUAGAUGCCUCGACCUAAAAUCUACAAACCAGAUAUGAUAAGGAAAUAUACACAGCCAUUAUAUGCACAUACAUAUACACCACCGUAUACCAGCCUGUUUCCCCGUUGUAUCCCUACUACCCCACUUCCUAUCCCGGGAACACGCGGAGAUGUAAGUAAGGGAAAUUCAUACAGUGACACACUAGAACUGCAGACCCACUGCACACAUGCGGAACCAUACGUUCACUACGGUCGCGC